AUGUCCGCGUUGUUGCAAGCCACGGAUGGAAACACUGACGGGAUGCCACCGAGGACUCUGGCUGGGACACCCAGCACAGAGAGCGGAGGAGAGAAUGGUGAGGCUGUUCAUUGCAAAUCCUCCGAUUCCAGCGGCGAAGAGGAGGCGAAUGUGGGGAAAAAGAAGCCCCGGAGGCAGAGGACCCACUUCACCAGCCAGCAGUUGCAGGAACUGGAGGCCACCUUCCAGCGGAAUCGCUACCCAGACAUGAGCACCCGGGAGGAGAUUGCUGGCUGGACCAACCUGACAGAGCCCAGGAUCAGGGUUUGGUUCAAGAACCGGAGAGCGAAGUGGCGGAAGAAGGAGCGCCACCAGCAGCCGGAGCUUUGCAAAGGGGGCUUCGGUGCUCAGCUCAACAGCCUGCCUGGGAACCCCUACGAGGACCUCUACCCAAGCUACACGUACAGCGCCUGGGCCCCCAAGGGUCUCCAUGCCAGUCCGAUCCAUAACAAAGGCUUCCAAUUCUUCAACUCCAUGAACCUCAAUUCCUUUCCUCCCCAGGGGGUGUUCUCGGCAGCGGGAGGGGCGUCCAUGCCUGGCGUCUCAUCUUUGGAGACCCUCAACAGCCUGGCGAGCCCCGUGGGUCUUCCUGGUUCAACGUAUGGACCCGGCGCUCCGUCACCGUAUGUGUACAGGGACCCCUGCAGCUCAAGCCUGGGGGGUUUAAGACUGAGAGCAAAGCAGCCGCAGCCCCUCCUUAACUACAGCUCCCCGCAAAACCCCACCGUCAGCCCGAGCGCCAGCCAGUAUCCUCUGGACAGGCCAGUUUGACGCGGAGACCUGGAAGA
This is a messenger RNA of Pogona vitticeps (central bearded dragon), 827 nucleotides long. Its product is annotated as pituitary homeobox 2. NCBI's taxonomy places the organism in Eukaryota, Metazoa, Chordata, Lepidosauria, Squamata, Agamidae. Gene Ontology annotation, molecular function: RNA polymerase II cis-regulatory region sequence-specific DNA binding; DNA-binding transcription factor activity, RNA polymerase II-specific. Gene Ontology annotation, biological process: regulation of transcription by RNA polymerase II; anatomical structure morphogenesis. The record is from RefSeq and is a predicted model, not a curated record. Gene Ontology annotation, cellular component: nucleus.